Molecule: messenger RNA, 723 nt
Organism: Beta vulgaris subsp. vulgaris (sugar beet)
Lineage: Eukaryota; Viridiplantae; Streptophyta; Magnoliopsida; Caryophyllales; Amaranthaceae
Exons: 4
Coding region: 120-404 (94 amino acids)
Cellular component (GO): EKC/KEOPS complex
Source: RefSeq, a predicted model, not a curated record
GCAACAGAGAAAACUAGUAUUUCCAUAUCAGGGCACAAGACCUUUCUUCUCCUUUUCUUCACUUGAAAACCCCUCACUCGUUUAAGAAGAGUCUGUCUCACAUUUUGUAUUGACAGAAAAUGGAAGCGCAAAACCUUUCUUCACCUUGGCAGUUCAGCUGUGACUUAGAAGUUAAUUUUGAGUCAGAGGAGAAAGCUUCCAUAGUAUAUGCUGCUCUAAAUGUUGACAAAGAGCUGCAACCAGAUAAAGUAAAGAGGGUGAUGUCAGUCUCCGAUGGGAAGCUUGUAGUGCAUUUUGAAGCAGUGGAAGCUAGAUUUCUUCGUGCAUCAUUCAGCGCUUUUGUGGAUAUUCUGACGCUUGCAACGAAAACUAUCGAAGAAUUCAGCCCUGGAACGGAAUUAUGAGACGUGCUUUAGUAAUUUCUCGAUAGUUAUCCUCAAAUGGCUACUCUUGAUGGAAUUGACUUCAUGUCAUGAGUUGGUUACAAGAAUAUGGGAAGUCUUAAGAUACUGCUGUUUUACUCUGUAUACGUGCCUUUUCUGACAUAACAGCCUAUCGAUCUUGAUCUGUAUUGUUCUGAGCCCCUGUGCCUUAUUUAACCAGUGAAAUUCAAAUCAUAUUGAGUUGACAAAUUGAAGGAUAUAUUCUCCUGUGGACAUAUUCUCAAUUUCAAUGAUUGAACUCGAAUUUAAUUGGGUUUCUUCAUGAAACCUCUUUUAUUUA